Phanerochaete carnosa HHB-10118-sp is the source of this 636-nucleotide messenger RNA. RefSeq lists its product as uncharacterized. The coding region runs from base 1 to 636 and encodes 211 amino acids. The record is from RefSeq and is a predicted model, not a curated record. Gene Ontology annotation, cellular component: nucleus. The transcript has 5 exons. Lineage: Eukaryota; Fungi; Basidiomycota; Agaricomycetes; Polyporales; Phanerochaetaceae.
AUGUCUGGAGCGAAUAAUGCGCCCGAUGCGGACACACUGGCCACGUCUCUCGAGGGUACAGACCUCCAGAACCUGUACACAUCCAUCGACAAAACCAAUGUGCACGGGCUCAAUCUUACGGUGCCCGAGGACGCGCAGGCGGUAAUCAAGCCCUGGGACGAGCGGAACGACACGAGUGUGUCGGCACAGUCGAACGUCGAUGACCAGAUAAUAAUACACGUCCCCUUCACGCAGAAUGUGCGCGUACGGUCUGUCUUGCUGAAGCUCGGGCGAGGAGAAGAGACACCGCGUCAUCUGCGGUUGUACGCUAAUCACAAUACUAUCGUCGACUUUGCGGAGGCAGAAGAGAUCACGCCACAGCUUGAUAUCACCCUUCAAGAGGGCGAAGUCGGCGUGACAGAAUACCCCUUACGUGCCGCAACCUUCGCCAAUGUGUUCUCGCUCUCCUUAUAUUUUAACAACGCCAUAGGCAGCGAUGUCGCACGGAUAUUUUACAUCGGCUUUAGAGGCGACAAUAGAGGGCAGCGCAAAGAAGGCACCAACAAACUAGAAAUACCUGCUGCUAAUGCACCGGAUGCGAAGAUUAUUGAUCGUGUUACCGAGAAGGCUGGUGCGCAACAAACAACAGCCCGAUAA